This is a messenger RNA of Diaporthe citri, 1104 nucleotides long. RefSeq lists its product as uncharacterized. Lineage: Eukaryota; Fungi; Ascomycota; Sordariomycetes; Diaporthales; Diaporthaceae. The coding region runs from base 1 to 1104 and encodes 367 amino acids. Gene Ontology annotation, cellular component: plasma membrane. The record is from RefSeq and is a predicted model, not a curated record. Gene Ontology annotation, biological process: intracellular protein localization. The transcript has 3 exons.
AUGUCGAACACACACACACCGUCACCGGUGCCCGACCUGAAUCGGAACCGGCUGCCGACCCUCUUCGAAGUUCUGAGCAGACGGACGCUGCCGCCAGUCGACCUGUUCUCAUUCUACAUCUUUAUGAGAGAUCAGCAAAGAUCAGUGGACUAUCUAGACUUUUGGCUCGAUGUCGCUCAGCACAUGACAUUAUGUCGGCACUACGUCCGCGAGAUGCGAAGGUCCGUCCUGAUAGGCACGCCCGAACCCGAACACGCCUCGAAGCGCUCCUCUCAGAUCCUGGAGAGCAUGGGCGACCUGAACUACGCCGCGCCGGGCCCAUCGAUGUACGCCACCGAUAAGGACCGGGACCAGGACGCGCAGAUGUCGGCCUAUUUGCGCGAGGACAGGGCGUCGCCAACCGCGGCCGGCUUCCACGACUCCCCGCAUAGCAGCGGCGAGCGCGCCAGACCCAGCCCCGGCACGGGUAGCACGCCACGCGAUCUGAUGACCGACUCCAACAGCCCCUUCCACGAGGUUGCGAGGCAGGACAUCCGCGCAUCGGCCGAGAAGAUCCUCUACACGUUCCUCCUGCCCGGUGCGGAGCGGGAGAUCGUCCUGCCCGCUCAGAUCACCGAGGAGGUCACGAGGUCCAUCGAGGAGGAAGGCAGAGAUGACCCGGAGGUGUUCGACCUGGCCAAGGAUUAUGUGUUCCAGGCCAUGGAGAGAGACGCGUUUCCCGGCUUCCUGCGCAUGAAGGCUUUGGGCAACCUGAUCCCGCCUACCCUGAUCAUGAGGCUCAUCAUCGGCUUGGUCUCGAUGUUUGGUGGAUUCUGGGCUGCGUUCGUCUUGAUCUUCCUCGACUCCUCAAGGCUGACGAGGUUAUGGCUCAUUCUGCCCUUCACGCUUGGCGUCUAUUUCCUCGCCUCAUAUCAGUACUCUCUCGACCCCGUACUGGCUCUGAUCGGCCUGAGCGAGUACACGCCUUUCAACUUCUCCCGGGUGCGGGAGCCAUACGUCCGCAAACUGCUCGCAAAGCGCGCCCUGAUGGUCUUGGCCGUGACGGCAACGGUGGAUGCGGCACUACUGGUUCUGUUCAUCCUCGUGCCCGGCAAACGGCUCUGA